AUGUAUACCUCACUCAGCACCAUCGUUGCCUCGGCUCUCAUCAUUGCUAGCUCCUCUUUCGCAGCACCAACACCUUCUUCCACCGCAUCUACAUCCUCAAGCGGUCUGACACUGUUCCAACAACUCGUGCUCGCCCCGAAUGCCGUCGAACGCACCAAACUACUCCCCAACGACAACGAUUUCCUCUUUGAUUUCAAGAAAGCCACAGUUGGCAUUGCAAAGGGCGAAGGAGGAUCCAUUGUGCGCGCUGACCACGCAACAUUCCCUGCUCUCGUCGGGUCUGGGGGCACUGUUGCAGUCGCUUUCCUCGGCCCAUGCGGCUUCAACACACCACACGUGCACCCUCGCGCUGCAGAGCUCAACUUAGUGGUCCAAGGACACUUGGUCAGCCAAAGUGUCCACGAGAACGGUGCUCGUGUCAUCAACCACGAGCUCAGUCAGUGGCAGAUGACUGUCUUUCCUCAAGGCGCGGUCCACGCCGAGUUCAAUCCCGACUGCACAGAUUCAAUCUUCGUUGCCAGUUUCCCAGAUGAGGACCCAGGUGUUGGACAGAUUGCCCAGGAGUACUUUGGUCUCAGCAAUGAGAUUGUGAAGGGCUCGGCUGGUGCUGAGGUCAGCAUUGAUGGAGCUGAUAUCGACCACUUCCGAAGCAAGAUCCCAGAAAAUGUGGCCAAGGGUGUCGAUAGCUGUUUGGCGAGAUGUGGGAUCAAGAAGCGCUCGCUUUAA
Messenger RNA from Venustampulla echinocandica, 726 nucleotides. RefSeq names its product putative spherulin-1b protein. The coding region runs from base 1 to 726 and encodes 241 amino acids. Gene Ontology annotation, cellular component: cell wall. The transcript has a single exon. Gene Ontology annotation, molecular function: manganese ion binding. Lineage: Eukaryota; Fungi; Ascomycota; Leotiomycetes; Helotiales; Pleuroascaceae. The record is from RefSeq and is a predicted model, not a curated record.